CAGCCACGGAGAGCCCCGCCGCCGCCGCCGCCGCCGCCGCCGCGCGAUGGCUUCCAAGGAGCGCCUCUACGAGCUGUGGAUGCUCUACUUCGCCAAGAAAGACUUGUCCUACCUACAGCAGUGGCUGGAAGCCUUUGUUGCCAACUUUGAGAAGAUCAUCGCUGUCCAUUCUCUGGACCCGAGAAGGCCCGAGGACUCUGUCUCCGAAAUCCCGCUUCUGCCUCUGGAUGUCCUCCGAGUGUUAACCCAACAGCUGGCAACUUCUGUGUCCCAGAUCUCUCGUCAAGAGGUAGUUGAGGCUGGCCUCAAACAGGCUCUCUUGCUGAUCAAGUUCUUUGUCAUAAUUUGCAGGAAUCUAGAAAAUGUCCAGGCUGACCGUCCACCCCUGUUUGUCCAUGAGCUGAUCAGUCUGCUGUCCACCUAUUCAAAAAAGCUGAAGAGUUCCCAAGGGCAGCCUUGGCCUCACCGUAGCCAGCUGGAGAACGUCACGCUGUACGCCCUACACCUUUGCGAAUGCCUCUUCGACCCCUACCAGACCUGGAGGAGACAGCUGAGCGGGGAGAUCGUGAGCAUCAAAGAGAAGAACAAAUACAAGUUUGCCCCAGCUGUGCUGCCUCAAGAGUUUGGCUCCUUUUUUGAAGAGUGCUUUGAAGAGGGCGAGCAGCUCCCGGAAGCCCUUCAGCUGCGGCUCAUCCACCUCUUCGGGGCCAUUCUCUCUGGAUCCAAGCAAAAUGCUCUCCAAAUGGUCACGCCGUCCACGGUCGACGUCCUCAUGCUGGUGCUCAGGAGGUGGUGCCUUCCGGCCAGUGGGCCCACCAAGAAUCCCCAGCUGCUGCAGCUGACCCUGAAGAGUGUGGUCUGCAUGGUCCAUGUUCUCCACACCAGCAGCCCCAGCCAGCGGGCCGUGGAGAUCCGGGCCAUCUUGGACAGCUUCUUCAAGGUCCUCAACGCAGACCAACCCUUGGCCUCGCUGGAAGGCUCGCCAGGUCCUCACUGGGAGGAGAAGCUCAUCACGCUCCGGGUGAACAUGCUGGAUGCCAUUCCAGAAAUGUUGAACUACGAUGACCGGCCGGUCCUGCAAGCCAUUUUCCUUAGCAACAACUGUUUUGAGCACAUCAUUCGACUGAUCCAGAACAGCAAGCUCUACCUGAGCAGUGAGUGCAAAGCCCCCGGAGGUGACCUCGCCCCGCAGUUGCUGACCGAGAUGGAGAUCCAUCAGGUUUUCGAUAACAGCUCGGACGCCAUUCCGAUUCACGCCAUCAGGGUCCUGACCUCCAUCAUGUCUACCUCUCCCGCUGCCAAGGAGGUGUUCAAAGAAAGGAUCGGCUAUUCCCACUUACACGAAGUCCUGAAGAGUCAGAGUCAGCCGACCAAGAAGCUGCUGCAGGAGCUGCUGAACAUGGCCGUCGAAGGGGAUCACAGCGCCUCCCCCCCACGCCUCAUCCACAACGAACAGGCGCUUUUGAUCCUGAUCAUGUGGAUCCCAGAGCUGAAAUCCCAGGAUCUCCAGGUCUUCCUUUCGGAGUGGCUCAAGAAAAUCUGCGACGCCUCUCUGCAGAGCCGCACCACCUGCGUGCGGGCGGGCAUGGUGGGCUACCUGUUGGAUGUGCUGUGCGCCGCCGAGCAGGAACUUGACGGGAAGUGCGCCGAGAACCUCAUCUACCUGCUGCAGGUGCUCGGCGGGCUCUCCAUCCGCCCCGGCGAGUUACGGCAGUUGCUGAAGCUCCUCCGGACCAAGCAGGACAAAGGGUGCCAUCCUUACACCGUCCAGGUCAUCCGGGCCCUUUCGGGCAUGGCCCGGAAGGAUGGACCCGAGCGGGCACUGCAGUACUUCGACCUCACGCCCAGCAUGGCAGGGAUCAUGGUGCCCACUAUCCAGAAAUGGCCCGGGAGUGGCUUCGCCUUCCAUGCUUGGCUUUGCCUCCUGGUUGAAGACGCCAAGGAUGCGCUGGAGGAGACAGGCAGACUGAAACGGAAGCAGCUGUACAGCUUCUUCACGGCCAGCGGGACGGGCUUUGAAGCGUUCUUCACCACUGACGGGAUGCUGGUUGUCGCCGUUUGCACCAAAAAGGAGUAUAUGACGGUGGCCCUGCCGGAGCUUCCAUUCCAUGAUGUGGCCUGGCAUUGCGUCGAUGUCGUCCACAUCGUGGGCCGCCGGCCGUUUGGCCAGAACCUGGUGAAUAUUUUUGUAGAUGGACAGCUCCAGAAAGUGGCUCAGCUGCGUUUCCCUUCCCUUGGCGAGGCCUUCACUUCUUGCUGCAUCGGUUCUGCCGGCCACCGGACAACCACCACGUCCACAGUCUACUCCCCGCCGUCUCACUCGCCGGAUUUGGGGUUCCCAACUCACCCUUUCCUGAACCGCUCACAGUCCUUCCCAGCAUCUCUGGCUUCUCACAACUGGACCCCAAUUCCCCCCCGGGAAAGCAUGGUUUCCACCAUGGUCGCUGGGGCCCAGGACACCGAGUGGGGGAUGCCUACUUCCCUUGAAGGGCACUUGGGGUCAGUCUCCAUCUUCUACGAGGCACUCCAGCCUGCUCAGGUGAAGGCUCUCUUCUUGGCAGGUCCAAAUAUUGCAUCACCAUUUAAGCCAGAGGGAGAUUUUUGGGAGCUCAGUAGCAAACUGCUUUUGUAUUAUACGCCUCAGGCCUGCAAAAGCAACAUCUGUCUGGAUCUCUCUCCAAACCACAACUUCGAUGGGAGGCUGACAGGGCAUCACGUGGUGAACUGGGAUGUUAAGGAUGUGAUCAACUGUGUUGGCGGGAUGGGAGCCCUCCUCCCGUUACUGGACCAGGUAGCAUCUCAGAAGGAAGAAGGCAAAAAUAGCCAGGAGAUCCAUGACUUGGUGGGCCCGGAGUUGACCUCUUCGCGGAGUGCCCAGGGCUUGCUCAUUCCCCUGGGAAAAUCUUCAGAGGGCAGGCUGGAGAAAAACGGAGUGGCUGCCUUUUUACUCCUGGUGAAGAACUUUCUCCAUGGUCAUCAGGUCAAUCAAGAGAGCUUGGUCCAGGGCCAUGGCCCUGCCAUCAUCGGAGCCCUGCUCCAGAAGGUCUCCAGCCAGGCAAUGGACAUGAAUGUCCUUGUGGCCUCCCAGGUGCUGAUGGAGCAAGUGGCCUCAGAGGGGCACAGCCUCUUGCUGCAUCUCCUCUACCAGUCCCUGCUCUUCGACUUCCGCAUCUGGACCAACAGUGACUUUGCUGUCCGGCUGGGUCACAUCCAGUACCUGUCGGGCAUAAUUAAGGACCACAAGCAAAGGAUACGGAAGAAAUACGGGGUGCAGUACAUCCUAGAUUCUAUCCGGACAUAUUAUGGAACUUACAAGGAGAAGCCCAUUGCUACUGAUGACCUCCGGACAGUGCAAACAUCCCUCUUCAGCCUGAUCAAAGACUUCUUCGGCAGGAACAUCACCCGUGAUGAGAUGCAAAGCACCAUGAGCUAUCUGGCAGCUGUAAACAACGAGCACCAGGUGUGUGGGGUGCUGGAGGUCAUCCACAGCCUGCAGAAGAGCUCCCCCUGCCAGGAGCAGCUCUUCACUUUCCUAUUUGAGCCGGGAAACGUGGAGAUCCUGUUCUCGCUGCUCAUCCAGAGGAAGUUCUCCGACGACGUGCGGGAGAGAAUCUUCAAGAUUUUGUACAAGUUGCUGAAGUACGAGAAGGUGCACGAACGGAGCAAGCACCGCCUGAAGCUGAAGGACAUCGGUUACCAUGGCUUCAUCUCACACCUGACCGACAUCCCUGUUUCCAUACUGUUCUUCCGGUGCCUUUUGGAGCAAGUCCUCGGAGCAGAUUCCCCAAACUACAAGGACUUGAUGGCCGUAGUUUACCUCUCCCACCGGGCAGAUCUGACAGUCAGGCUGGACAUCUGCAGGAAGCUCUUCCACCUGAUUUACUCCCAGCACGACAUGGUGAAGCAGCUGGCCAAGCUGGCAGGCUGGCAGGACACCCUCACCAAGCUCUACGUCAAGGAGUCCUACGAGUCCCGCCAGCACAGCCUGUCAAGCUCAGCCAAUGGCAGCAACGGUGUGGAUCUCUUGAAGCUUUCGGAGCAGUCGAGCCUGGACAGAGGGAGAGAGCUGGUGGGGUCCACGAGUCCCUCGGCCGCUGACCUGCAGGACUUGGAUGUGUUCCUCCCCCUGGGCUUCGAAGCCUCAGACCCCGAGCUUUUGGAAGGCUUCUCGGACCUGUCCGUGUCCCCCACCAACCAGAGGAGCAGAGUCUUCCAGUCUUACGCCUUCAAAUCCUUCGACUCCUUAGAUCUUGCCAGCCAUUCGUCCUCCUCCAACCUCACGGACCUCCCUGGGCAGGGAGAGGCCCACGCGGGAGGGACCCUCCCAGCUGACCGAGCCUACCACCCGCUCUCUCCCUUCUGCACGUCGCCCUUCGACCUUGGCUUGGACUUGGGCAGCAGCAGCUCCACAGCCACCUUGGAAAGCGGCAACCAGACGCCCCUCAGCCUUCCAGGGACCCCGUCGCCUUUGGAGAACUUCAAGCCGUUCCCGGGGACGAGGGCUCGGAAGAGCAGCAGCCUCUCAAACGUGCUGGAUGAGACCAGCUACCAAGAAACCCUGCCCAGUGACAGCACCUCCAACACAAGUAACCCUCAGCAAACUCCCGAGGAAGAGCUCUGCAAUUUGCUGACCAACAUCAUCUUCUCGGUCACCUGGCGGGGAGUGGAGGGCUGGGAUGACGUGGCUUGGAAGGAGCGAGGACAGGUCUUCUCCAUCCUCACCAAGCUGGGCUCCGCCUGCGAGCUGGUCCGCCCUCCUGAUGAGAUCAAGCGCAGUCUUCUGGAGAUGAUGAUGGAAUCCGCCCUGACGGACCUGAAGGAGACCACGCCGGCCCUGUUGCCGAGCCUCACCCAGAAUGCACUGAAGCUGCUUCACCUCCUGCAGGACUUCUUGUUCUCGGAGGGUCACAACAACCAGGCCCUGUGGAGCGAGAAGAUUUACGAGGGUGCCAACAGCCUGCUAGAUAAGUUGGGUGUCUGGUACCACUUGGCCAACGGGACUUCGGACUUGAAGGAGAUGGCUCAAAUCGGCCUGCGGGUGCUGAUCGGAUACAUCAUGCUGGAAGAUGUGCAGCUGCAGUCCUUGGCCUACGUGAAGCUCCAUGGCCUUCUCCAGACAGCUUCAGCCCCCAAGAAGGAGGAAGCCUGCUACCUGCUGGGCAAACUGGAGACGCCCCUCCGGGCCUCCCUGCACACCAAGUCGGAGACCUUCUCCCGGCUGGUGCCCAUCAUCCGUACCUUGAUGGACCAGUGCUACGACACCUUGCAGCUGCAGCACUUCCUGCCAUCCCUGCCCCCCACCAACGGCAGCCCCACUUUUUACGAAGACUUCCAGGUGUUUUGCACCCACCCCGAGUGGCUCGCCUUCAUUAAGAAGCAGGUACAGCCCACCAUGGCCCAGUUUGAAAUGGACACGUUUGGCAAGAGCCACGACCACAUGUCUAAUUUUUGGAACUCCUGCUACGACGCGCUGAUGAGCAGCAAUCAGAGGAGGGAGAAGGAGAAAGCCGAGAGCCGGAGGAAGUUCCAGGAACUCAUCCUGGAGCCCGUGAUGAAGAGGGCAAAGUACGAGAACAUCCGGCACACGAAUAUGCUCAAGCAAGUCAACCACCAUCACAACACCGUCUUGAAGCAAUGGCGGGCCCUGGAGCGCCUGCUGACUUCUCAGCGCUCGGCCUGGGCUGACCGGAAUCCUCCUGAGAUCCACUGGAAGCUGUCCAACGUGGAGACCUACUCCCGAAUGAGGCUCAAGUUGGUCCCCAAUCACAACUUUGACUGCCACGGGGAAGCGAGUGCCCUUCGGGACAACCUUGGCGCGGAUGGCUUGCACAGCCCGGCGGAAUCCCUGCCUUUAGCGGUGGCCAAGGAAGCCAAGGUCAGCGAGAUGCAGGAUGACCAACUGGCAGAAGAAGACCUCUCGUUCUUGGAUAAUCACCUGGAGCCCAAAGAGCAAAGCCAGCGGGAGAAACUCCUAAUUUCGGAGGACUGUGAACUCAUCACCAUUGUGGCUGUGAUCCCUGGACGCCUGGAGGUCACCACCCAGCAGAUCUACUUUUACGACAGCAACAGCGAGAAGGAGGAGACCGAGGAUGGAAUCGGGCACGACUUCAAACGCCCCCUCUCUCAGCUCCGGGAGCUGCAUCUCCGCCGUUACAACCUGCGCCGUUCGGCUCUGGAGUUCUUCUUCAUCGACCAGGCGAACUAUUUCCUCAACUUCAAGAAAAUGGUUAGAAACAAAGUCUACUCAACCAUCCUCAGCCUCCAGCUGCCCAACCAGAUUUAUCAAGGCAGCCGUUCACCGCAGGACUUACUAAAAGCCUCUGGGCUGACUCAGAAAUGGGUCUACAGGGAGAUCUCCAACUUUGAAUAUCUCAUGCAGCUGAACACAAUCGCAGGGCGGACCUACAAUGACCUUUCUCAAUACCCCGUGUUUCCCUGGAUCUUGCAAGAUUACGUCUCGGAGACACUGGAUCUCAACAACCCAGCCGUUUUCCGGGACCUUUCCAAGCCCAUCGGAGUGGCCAAUGAGAAACAUGCCAAGGAUGUCAAGGAGAAGUACGAGAGCUUCGAGGACCCCACGGGCAUGAUCGACAAAUUCCACUAUGGCACCCACUACUCCAACGCGGCCGGUGUCAUGCACUACCUGAUCCGCACAGAGCCGCUCACCACCCUGCAUAUCCAGCUGCAGAGUGGGAGGUUUGACUGCUCCGAUCGCCAGUUCCACUCGGUCCCUGCCGCCUGGCAGGCUCGCUUGGAGAACCCGGUGGAUGUGAAGGAAUUAAUCCCGGAGUUCUUCUACUUCACAGACUUCCUGGAGAACCAGAACGGCUUCGAUCUCGGCUCCCUUCAGAUAUCAAAUGAGAAAGUGGGGGACGUGGUCCUUCCCAGAUGGGCCAACUCCCCGGAAGAUUUUAUCCAUGAACACCGCCAAGCCCUCGAAUCUGAGUAUGUCUCAGCCCAUCUGCACGAGUGGAUCGACUUGAUCUUUGGGUACAAGCAGAGGGGCCCCGCAGCUGUGGAGGCUCUUAACGUCUUCUGUUGCUGCACGUACGAAGGGGCAGUUGACUUGGAUGCUAUCGCCGACGAAACCCAGCGGAAGGCUUUGGAGGGCAUCAUCAGUAACUUCGGGCAGACCCCCUGCCAGUUGCUGAAGGAGCCCCACCCAGCCCGUUUCUCGGCUGAAAAUGCCUCCAAGAGACUCUCGCGGCAGGACACCUAUUCCCCUAACGUUUUUGAGAACCUGGACCAGCUCAAGUCCUUCUUCGUUGAAGGCAUCAGCGAUAGGAUCCCGCUUGUCCAGGCUGUGGUCCCCAAGAGCCAGUCUCAUUCUUUCAUGACUCAGGGAUCUCCUGAUAUGAUGGUCACAGUAAGUGCCAACGGACUGCUGGGAACUCACAGCUGGCUGCCGUACGACAAAAACAUCUCCAACUACUUCAGCUUCACCAAAGACUCCACCGUCUCCAACCCAAAGACGCAGCGCUACCUGUACGGCCCCUUUGCUCUGGGGGCAGAGUUGGCCUCCAAGACGCUGGUGAUCUCUCACGAUGGCAAGCUCCUCUUCAGUGGAGGUCACUGGGACAACAGCUUGCGGGUCACCUCACUGAGCAGAGGAAAGGUGGUGGGACACAUCAGUCGUCACAUAGAUGUGGUCACUUGCCUGGCCUUAGAUCUGUGUGGAAUCUACCUCAUUUCUGGAUCGCGAGACACCACCUGCCUGGUCUGGCAGGUCCUCCAGCAGGGUGGCCUGUCUUGCGGCUUAGCACCCAAGCCAGUCCAGGUCCUCUACGGACACGAAGAUGAAGUCACGUGUGUCGGCAUCAGCACGGAGCUGGACAUGGCUGUGUCAGGGUCCAAGGACGGCACCAUCCUUGUGCACACCAUCCGCCGAGGGCAGUUUAUGAAGUCACUGAGGCCCCCCUGUGAAAGUUCUCUGCCGGUCACCAUCUCCAACCUGGUUGUGGGUCACGAGGGGCAAAUCGUGGUGCAGACAAUUGUGGGGGGGAGAGCCUCCCUCAAGGACAAAUUUGCCCUCCACCUCUACUCGGUCAACGGCAAGCACCUGUCUUACGUCCCUCUGGACGAGCAGGUGACCUCGAUGUGCGUCACGGAGGACUUCGUUGUGCUGGGGACCCUUCAGUGUUCGCUGCAGAUCAGGGACCUUCGGAGGCUGCAGCCAGCCAUUCCCUCCCUGGUCAUGAAGGUCCCCAUCCACAGCGUCUCCGUGACGAAAGAGAAGAGCCAUAUAUUGGUGGGUCUGGAGGACGGGAAGUUGAUUGUGGUCGGCGCAGGGCAGCCUUCGGAGGUGCGGACGGGGCAGUUCCACCGGCGGCUGUGGCGUUCCACGCGGCGCAUCUCCCAAGUGUCCUCGGGCGAGACAGAAUACCAUCCGACGGAGUCCAAAUAGCGGCCUCGUUUUUAACCUUCCCGUUGCCUUGCAGCCGCCUCUGCUGCCCCACAGGACGCCGGGCCGUUCUGAGCGGGUGUCCAGCCCCGCGGCUCUUGGACCCUCUCUUGGCGCCGCCCCCCAAGUUUCGUGGCCCGCAGGGAUGGCCCGUGGACACUGACUGAGGACUCCCCAGAAGCCAGAGCCUGCACACGUCCGGGGCAGGCUCCUGAACGCAGCGUGUCCAGGAGGACAAUCGGGCGGGGUGGGGCGGCUUUCCUGAGCCCAUCCGACUGUUCCCCACCAAUCAGUGCUGUGACUACUGUUGAUUCCUGCGGAGCUUGAAGUGGCAAGCGUUUGUAUUUGUUGUCUUACACUGGAGAGCGCGCACGCCGGAGGACCAUGGAAAGGCUGCAGGAGUGUGUCUGCCCCCUCCCACUGUGUGGCAGAGUCGGGGGGCAGGAAUAGCACCACAGACACCCCCCAGCCUCAAGACUGCGGUCUGGUCUUUCGCUGGUGGCCUUAAGUUGCACUACGCAGAAAACCUGCACCCCAGGCUGAGGCCCCCUGCUCUCCUUUGCCCCAGCUGGUGAGAAGCCCUCCUGGUCUCUGAAGAAAGCUUUAAUGGGGAGCCAGGAGGACCAAGCCCAGGAGAUCUUGAUCCCAAGCUGGAAGCCGAGAAAGGCAGGCAAAGCGGGGAAGCCCACAAGCAUUACGCCAGAGAUGGGGUGGGAGGUGAAUCCGCAAUCUCUUACGGUGUGCAAAAAGGGGAAGGGGGGUGACUGGCUUCCACCACCAAUCUGGAGACAGGUUGGCUUGGUACUGGAGACCCUCCAUGGCCAGUUGACUCUUGGGAGGUGGGAGGCCCAGACGUUCAUUGGAGGCCGUCUGUUUCCAGUGCCAGCUGAAGCCUGGGAUGUCCUGGGUACCUUCAUUAGCAAUAAAAGCCAUCCUUGGUGCCCAUGUGUCAUGACCCAGCCCUGCCUAAAGGCCUUAUGUUUCUCUGCACCCCGAGAGGAGGGAAAGACCCCUGGAGUGGAAGACGGGACCCAGAAUGGUCCCCUCAGCCAGUUGUCCUCUUGCAAAGCACCCCUCCCAUUUCAACCCUUUACUCCUCACCCUCAGAAUAGCCCCAGGUAGGAACUAGCUGAGCCAUCUUAUCCAAGGUCUGGCUGGUGGAAGCGGGUAACUCUGCUGCACCCCUGAGGUGCUUUGUGGAACAGGCGUGGUCCUCCUCUGAAGCACCUGUUGAUACCUGCGGUUCUAACCAUCCACACAUGGAAGAGGGCCGUAACCACGGAGGAGGGAGAAGGUUCUGAGAUACCAGAAGCCACGUGGGCUUCACGGCGCUGAAUCGGAACAGAUUCCCAGCUGGAAGGAGAACAUUGGCUUUGUCCUGCAGAGCAUCAACCUUCCUGUUCUUGCUGUGGUUUUGGAAAUCUUCCCAAGCCCAAGAAUCGCUCCACAGUUGUGUUUUUCCCAACUGCCCAGCCUUCUUGGGGUUCAUCCCAUCUCUUCACCCACAUGGAUGACAGCACCUCUCUCCCCGCAUUCAGUUCACUAAACUUGUUAGCCUGGUGAUCCUUCUUCCACUCACAUGUCUGGAUUUGCCUUAUGGUUUAGCCCCACUUCUGUGGCUACAGAGGGCACACUGAUGGGAUGAAUGCCCUGGAGAAGAACUGGUACCCAUCGCCAGCCUCAUGUAGCUUCCUUGUUGGAUUUUGUUGUCUUCUGCUGUGUCUUCAUCCCAAGGGAGAACACACGUUGUCCUGCAGGUGCAUCACUGACCUUUGGCUCUUAGAAGAUCCUCAGUUAGCCCUAGAGAGCAAAUCCAUUCUUUCAUCUCCAAGCUUCUGCAGUUUUUAUCAUGCUCUUAAAUCAUUCCACAGACCCUUCCUUGGCUAUCCUCAGUUGCUACUGCCUGUUAGGAAGAGGGGGAAGAAGGAGGGGCCAGCUGCUAACCUGGUUAUUUGCAGAUGAGAAAUCUUCCCAGUCCUUUUCCUCCCUUUAAAAGCUGGCUCAGAUACCUAUUGGGAUGCAUUACUGCACCCCAAAAGUGAUGCACUAGGAAGUUCAAAAGAGUGCUUUGUCUUUUCUGGCCCACAAAUUCAUCUUUUCCUGCACAGAGGGAAACAGGUUCAGACUAUCCAUGUUUUAUCAUCUUCCUUCCUCUCUCGUUUAGAGAAAAGGCCAAGGAUUUUCUUCCCCUAAUUAGCAUUCUCCGGGGGGCCUAGACUACGACUCCAAUCAUCCCCAGCCAGAGUGUGAGUCCAACCCCAUGGGAAGGCGCCAGGCUAUGCACAGUUGAUCCAGUCUCUGAACGCAUUUCUCUAACCUCCCACCCACCUCAGUGCUUCUCUUUUGGGGGGGG
This is a messenger RNA of Candoia aspera, 10754 nucleotides long. RefSeq names its product neurobeachin like 2 (gene NBEAL2). The transcript has 55 exons. Bases 47 to 8404 code for a protein of 2785 amino acids. The record is from RefSeq and is a predicted model, not a curated record. Lineage: Eukaryota; Metazoa; Chordata; Lepidosauria; Squamata; Candoiidae. Gene Ontology annotation, cellular component: membrane; cytosol. Gene Ontology annotation, molecular function: protein kinase binding. Gene Ontology annotation, biological process: intracellular protein localization.